CUCUGCUCCAUCGAUGCUGGUUGACCACGAACGCAGACGCAGCGUACAAUCGUACAAUUGUCCAGAAAUAUUUACAACAAAACCAACCGAUCCGAUCAUCUGAUCUCAAGUUGAUGUACGGCGGUGGACGCCUUCCGGAGCGUCUUCCACAGUGAGCGUUUUUUCCGCACAAGAGGAUAACACAGACAACGUCUCAAUAAUGAAUUCGCCAAAAUCGGCCGCUAGUCCGGCCAUUUCGGAAGAGGCACAGGCAGCCAUCGCGGUUAUCCGUGCGCUGGUGGCCUCGCGGAAGGAAACGUCCAACGUGCUCAGCGUAAUGCGCGACUAUCGGCAGCUAGAGGGCGAUCCUCUACCGUACCGUAAGUUCGGUUUUAGCACGGUGGAAGAAUUUUUGCUUGCCAGCGACGAGUUCGUGAUCAAAUCGAGUGCUGGUGAAUCGACCCGCGUUUACAUCAAACCGAACCGCGACUCGGCUCACAUCCAGCAAAUGAUAUCGGCACAAAAGACGACCAAAAGCGGAGGAUCCGGUCGGAAAUCGAACUUUGUCGCGCUGCGCCAACCAACAGGGCCAUGGAGUACGAAGGGUUUCUCCAGCCAGACAACGGCGUACAGUCGCAUCUACCAGCAGAUGCCAAACAGUGGCCGAAACAAUAGCAGCACCAGUUACACCCCGAAAAAGGUCACGUUUGGUGAAAAACCUGCUAUCGCUUCCCCUAACAAGGGUGGUGUCAAAUCGCAAGGAGUUGGCGCGAAUGCCGGGAAUCCGCCCGCCAAAAGUCAAGGGAGUAGUCAGCAGUUGCGACCAAUCACUAAGACUAAAAACGAAUCGGUUUCAUCGCGCAAUACGAACUCUACUUCGCCCGAAGCCAACAAUAACAGCCGUGCGACGAAGAAUCUAAACGGCACAGCAGGACAGCAGCCACGGCAGCUUGAGGCCAAUGAUUUACGGCACAAGCUGAACGAUGGUACCCGCACGAAGAAGGAUUCCAAACUGAACGGGGCUGCAACCGGACAGCAGCAGCUUGUGGCCGGUGAUUUACGGCACAAGUUGAACGAUCGGAACGGUACACUCAGCCGUUCGUCGGUCGAAAUGCGCCAGCCGGACAAAGCACUACCGACCGUUUCGUCCACCACCGUUGGGGUAAGUAACGCCACCCGCCAGGGUGUUUCGGUUGCACGAAAGCAGCUACCAUUUGCCGUAGAAGACAAAGGCACUAAAAAGCCACAACCGAAAGCAUUAUCGAAUGCACGAAAUGCAGCGCAAUCGAACGAAACACCUCGCAACAACGGUAGUAACAGAACGAACGCCACCGUGGCUGGAUCCGGUCGGGUGCUUCCCUUGACUACGCCGAUGCCAUACCCUCCGCUGCCACUGAUGUCAAUUGUGGUUCCUCCAAACAACGUACGCUCCUGUGUAAUGUUAAAAAGCGUGAAUUCAAGACUGAACGUGCCGAAGGCCGAUUUGCCUUCCGGCACCCCCAUAACAACGCCAACCAUUGGACUUACACCAGCAGCAGCGGCAGCAGCAGCAGCAUCAUCCGUUCCAUCGUAUCAACGUGCCCAAUCCCUUGACGAAAGAAAACCCAUUUCCUAUCCAAACAUGGUCGGCCGCUCAAUUUCGAUUCCACAACCACCGAAUAUGGUGCCUUAUGUUGUACCGGCACCGAAGCUUUCAACGUUGCCGGGUAAAAAAUCGCUGCAGGAUCGACUAAAGCUCAAUCAAGAGGUAGCAGCUGAUGAUCUGGAAAAGGUCGCCAAACAACAGUCGCCGCCCAUCGUUGAAAGCAUGGACGUAUCUGCGCCGCUGACGACUGCUCCGGAAAAGAUAUCAAAGACGACCACGGGUCCUAACUUAUAUUCAAUCAAUUACAAUAACUCCUUUGUGACGUCGACUGGACAACACGAAGGAGGUACCUUUACCUGGGACGAUCCGAAUGCGACACCGGUUGAGAUAUUGAUGAAGUACAGCAUGCACAAGGGUUAUGUGCGGCCAGAGUAUGGAUAUUACAAGCUAAAGAGCGGCCGGUACCAGUGUCUGGUGACGGUCAACGGCUCCUCCUACUCGACCUACCCGGAGGACUACGUUAACCAGUUUGAAGGUCAGUUUGCAGCGGCACUGAACGCGAUCGAAGCCAUCCAGCGUGACGAAUCGCGCCUGAAGUACAGCCAGUGUCUUGACUCCGAUCGCGAUAUUGCUCACCAUAUACACGAGCUGCUGGUAAACUGCCCGCAUGGUAUGUUCAGCAAAAACAUUCCCAACGCGUUCGAGGAAACGCACCGUGCGCUGCUGCCGGACCAUUGGUUCGCGAUUAUUGACCAGUUCGCCAACCAGCUGUUUGUGCUGGAGGAUGGCCCUACCGGCGAUACGAUCGUGUUUGCGCGCGAACUGUUGUCCGGUUCGGAUGCCGCCUCGAACACAUCCGAAGCACGGGAGAUGGCAGUGAAUCAGCUUGCGCUACCCUGGGAUGAACAGUAUUGGAAUCUGUACGUUACGAAUCCCGUUUCGACGGUGGAAGUUUGGGCGCGACUCGUCGGCAAAGAGUACAGUGACAAAAUGGAUACGCUUAUCACCGAUAUCGAAAUGUCGAUGAUGGGCGGUCAAGCGGAUGGGAAAAAAGAUGUAACUGCUGCCGUGGGCGAGUACUAUCUCGUGUCGAUCAGUGACUGCUGGUUCCGCGUACGGGUGGUGGAGAUCAACUACGAAACCAACCAGUGUCAGUGCUUCUUCAUUGACAUCGGUGACAGCGAACAGAUCGCGCUCGAUCAGCUGUAUCGGUGCGAACCCCACUACCUGGAACUGCCCGCCCAGGCCAUAUGCUUCACGCUCGAGGGUCUCGAAGACUUUAGCGAAAACCCGACCGCCAAACACAUCCUCGGUCAGCGCAUCAAUCAUCGCGUGCUGAUCGGCAUGAUACUGUCGAAGCGCGAGGAGCACGAACGAACGGAACGGAUCGACGGUAUCGGAUCCGGCUCGCUGAAGGUGGUCCUGUACGAUACGUCGUCGGCGGAGGAUGAGGUGGUGAAUCCGAUUUUACUACAACAGAUCUGCAAAGCCAUGCCCGUGCCGGAGUUGAACCGGAAGUCGGUCAACUACGUAAGCAUUACGUACGUGGACGACCAGGGUGACGUCUACUGUCAGAAAGAUGGUGCGAUGAACUAUAUUCAGAAACUGAUCAUCAAUCUAACACAGUCGGACGCCCUGGAAGAUCAGCACCGGGGUCUGUACAACUCUAAAGCUACCGAACAACAGCUGUACCUGGUGCAGGAUGAAACGGACAGCAAGUGGUACCGUGCCGUACUGGAUGCGGAAGAAUCGGGCCCAUACUGUCGGAUGCUGUACGUAGAUAUUGGUUGCCGUCGUCGUGCGAAUGUGCACAACAUUUACCGGCUCGAUUCGCUCAGCCUCGGUCUGCGCAGCUAUCCGCCGCAGGCUAUGCGUAUGCGCAUGUUCGAGCUGCCAGGCUGCAGUGAUCCCCAAAUUCUGGCGCGGCUACGCGCUUUCCUUAAGCCUGCCGUCCCCGCCAUGGCCAAGGUGUUCUCGAUGGCUUCCGCCAUACUGCCGCUGGUGAAGCUCUAUGUCCACGUGUCGGACCGCGAGGCAGGCAACAACAUUCUAGUGUGCGUAAACGAAGCGAUCAAGAUCGAGAAGGAGCUCGAGAUGGGAUCGGAACGCAUCAAUCUGUCGCCACGCAUCGGGUUUACCGACGACGACAAAUCCUCAUUUAACGGUUCCGGCUCAGACACUACCGCGAUUUCGCAGUCCACAGGUACCAGCUAUUCGAUGAGCAGUACCGACGGAAAGGAUCUGGCGAGCCGUUUCGAUGCCCUUUACGUAGGCAAGGGUGCAGAUACGAAGAAUUCCAAAACGGCGGUCUCCUCCGGUCCGCCAUCAAUGGCGAGUGAUAGCAAAGCGAUCGCAAAGCUAGCAAAAAUAACACUCCCACAGGUUGGGCAGGUGUUCAAUGUGAAGGUUACGAUCGCCAACAAUCCGAAGUUUUUCUUCGUGCAGCCGUACUCUUACCUGCAGCAGCUAGAUACGCUCAUGCUCGAACUGCAGGACUUUUGCAUGACGAAAGCUCAACCGGUUCGCAAGGAGCAUGUUCGACAGGGUGAAGCGUACGCGGCCGUCAACAAUCUAGGCCACUGGUAUCGUGCUCUGGUGGUAAACAUUAAUCCAUUUGGACCAACACCGAUCCAUGCGUAUUUUUGUGAUUUCGGACAAGUGCAGCAGCUGGAUGCAGGCGCGUUACGUGUGCUUCCGGCAGAGUUCCGUGUGUUGCCUCAGCUGGCAAUUAAAGCUAAGCUUUAUGGUGUAAAACCCUUGCACAACGACUGGACCAUAUCGGACGCGAUGCGGUUCAAGGAGCUGACGGCCGAUUGUAACUUUGCCACCGUCGUGCGCAGCAUCCAGGCGGACGAAUUGAAUCCCCAGGAGCAGCUAAUGGAGCUGGAACUGAUCGACGUGUCCACCGAUAUUGAUGUGUAUGUGCAUAAAAUACUCGUUGAAGAGGGUCGGGCCGUUUAUACGGCUGCAGCACACACCGUUUAGGAAGAAAAUGGUAAGAAUGAUCGUGUGCGGCUUAUUUCGCCGCACACGUCCUCGCAAACUGUUGGACGAUGCAAGUAAUCAGUCGACAAAGAGCUAAAACGCGACCGUCGUUCAGUUCUUUUUCUUCAGUUGUUAUAGAUUUAUGAAAGAGAAAGAGAAGAAUAUUUAUUACCGUGUGGCUUUCGAACAAGCAGCCAGUCGUCGGGCAUAGAUUUAAAUCGCACGAAAUUUAAAUACUUAACGAGAAGCGAAGUUUGUGAAAUAGUAGACCGUUUUCACGAGCAAACGCAACGGAGAAAAGCAUAUGUAUUUCACGCAAUGAAAUAGACGUGUUUUGUAUUCAUAGGUAGCAUUCCAUUGAAAUAGGCAGCACAAACGGUGCUUCGUCUGUUCGAACGAAGAACAAGAGAUUAAUCACUAACAAAAGGCCGAUACGAAUACGGCUUUUUUUGGACGAAAGAGGCAGCUAAUAGAUGCGCAGGAAUCGCAGUCCGUAUUGGGAACUAUUUCUGCCUUAAGUUUUUUAAAUACGAUUUCAAUAACGUUUAGAUUUAUAAUUUUCUUCCACGCGCGCAUAACCUUUCAAUAUACCAACAAAGGUAACAGAUAUUAGAGGCUUCAAUCUUACGUGAAGAUGCUAUUAACAUACUGAUUGUGUCACGGAUGGAGAAAUUAUACAUUAGACUAUAUGCCAAUUAUUGAACCAUGUUUCAUAUUUAUUUUGAAUUUUGUAUUCACGGUUUAACCGAUUGCUUCCCCGUGUGUUCACUAUUUUCAGAAUGAAACACAAAAAUCGUAAUGAAAAGUAAUAAUCGUUUGUUACUAGAAUGAGGAGUGAAGAGUGAGUGUUUUUGCCAGUUUUUUUUUAUUGCAUAUCGAUUUCCAGUACUCUUUAACACGGACUACGGUCAAAUAUUCUCUUAACAUUUAAAUAAUGUUUUUCUUUAAGAGGCGUUAAUAUUUUUUGCUAUAAAUUUUAUAUCUACCUUUUUUACUCUUGUAAAACGAGAAGUAACAAGAAGGAGCACGAGAGGAGACAAGAUAACAGUAUCAGGUUUGAUAGUAAUACUGCUACACUGUACUCAAAUUCAACUAUAACUCACAACUUUAUAUAUGCCACACACGUUGUUUUGAAUUACGCAAAACAAAUUGGUUGCGGCACUCUCGAGAUAUGGAGAAGGUGAAAUAUUGAAUUUGAAUGUGGGAAAAUACACACUUAGCAUUAAAAAUGAGUCAUAGACUUCGACUUGUGAAUGUGAUAAUGAAACGUAAACAAUAUGAUACGAAUGCCGACGAUUUUUUUGUUGAUUUAGCUUGUGCUAUAAAGUGUAUACACAUACUCUGACGAGAGCGAAUAGGAAGAGAAAGGAUGUGUGUUUUGCCAAUUAAUAUUUCUUAUUGUUUCCCUCAAAAAAAAAAAGAAGCAUUAUGUAUUAGCGUUGAAUGUGAUAGACAAAUCAAACAAAAACGGUUUACAAAAAAACAUGAGUGAGUGUUGUUUCCUUCACGUUGCAAUGGAAACGACGAUAAGCGAUGAUAGCAACAGAAAAGGUCCUCUUGCUCUGCCUCUUCUCCAACAGUAAUGAACACAUUAAUAUUUUAUUACAUCGUGAGCAAGGAGGAAGUGCGUUUUAGUAAUAAGAAGAGGAGGACCUGAGACAGAUCGAUUGAAUACUGUUGUGGUGAGCUUUUAUAAAAGAUUUAUAUUGUUUGCGUUGCCCUUUAAAAAAAAACAAAUAACAAAAGAGCACUUUCAGCUUGGGCGAGAAUGAGAAUCUUUAUUUUACUGUGCAUAAAGCAUAAUUGCGUUUAAUUAAUAAUUGUUUAUCAUUUUAGCGAUUCAUAAACAAAAUGUUAAAAUUGGCAUAUCCUAACCUCCAAUACAGAGCCCCCCUAUACAGGCUUUGAAGAAUCGUUACUCUCGUGUCGUAUCCGGUACUGUUCUGUGGCUUAUAUCUGCUUUCGUGUUUAAAUCGCAAAAAAAUGCUAUACUUAUUAGUGCGUUAUAAUGUUACAUUUAGGACCGUUUUAUAAACAUUUAUCAUUCGCUUCUAUAUGGCAUAAUAUACACUCUAGUUUUUACAGCACAUUCUAACCUAAUAGGCCAAUAAGCAAUAAGCGGACAAUAAGCCAACCGACAAGCGGCCAAUGAUUUCAAUUCGAUAACGAAACAAAAAACAAUCCACAAUUUUGAAGAAAUGUUUUUAUACGAAAAAGAGCGCAACAAAACGAUAAUGGAACUUUUAUAUUUACUCCCCACAUAUAUAUGAUUUACAUAUGCCGCAUAUAUUAUGUGCCUUAAGUAAAGCAUGCCGAAGUAUGUAGUACGACGUGUAUCAACCCGAACGACGACGAAUCCCAAUAUACAUGAAAUGAUGUUACAAUAAAACAAAUAAUGGGCGUGUG
Messenger RNA from Anopheles moucheti, 6955 nucleotides. RefSeq lists its product as uncharacterized. The transcript has 6 exons. Gene Ontology annotation, biological process: spermatogenesis. Bases 200 to 4549 code for a protein of 1449 amino acids. NCBI's taxonomy places the organism in Eukaryota, Metazoa, Arthropoda, Insecta, Diptera, Culicidae. The record is from RefSeq and is a predicted model, not a curated record.